AUGAAGAAUUCAACGAAACGCGUGAAAGCGCCGGGGUCGGCGGGGAACCCACCCGGGAAGGCCUCCAAAAAGGCCAAAAUCGAGAAAAAAGACCCCCCGCCCACCACGAAGAGCCUCGCGAAGUUGGCGAAGGCCUCCGCGAAGGGCAAAUCAAGCGCCUCCGGGCAUGGCGGACCGGUCCUCCGAGCCCCGGCGAACGUCCUUGACGAUGAAGAGGCGCUUCCGGAUGAGGAGAGCUGUUUUGGCGAGGCCUCCCUCGAGCAACCCCUCCCCCCCGAGGCGGAAUUUAUGCAAGAAGAGACCCUCUGCCUGGAUGUCGCGGUGAGCGCGGUGAAUGACGAUAUUAUCGUCUGCGAUGAUGCCGCGCCUUUAGCGUUUAUGGCGCCGCAACCCCUUCCCGCGUUGGACACCUCCCCUCCCCCUGCCGCGAAAGGGGGGAGUGGUGCUUCUCAGGCAACUAUCAACACCUCCCAAUCGACGCUGAGCGUUUUCUUCAACCCCGAGGUGGUGAAGUUUCAGAAAGGAUACGUGCGUGAACUCCGCACCGAUACGAAGCUCGUAGACGACGAGUACAUUUGCGUGGACGUCCCUUAUUAUCGCUCACUCGCCGACGAUACCCUUCUCACGGAGGAGGAAUAUCAUCAACGGAGUGUGGAGCUGAUGGCGAAACCCCCUUCCCCGGAGGCGCCACGUGGUAAAGUCGACGACGACGGCGCCGCGGUCGUGCAAUCGCCCUCCGCCGCGCGGGUGGCGAGCAAGUCGACCGCCCGGCCGUCGGUAUCAAAACAAGUUGUCAAGGAAAGUGCACCGAGCAGUCGAAACUUGCUUUCCUUCUUCAAAGCAAAACAAUAG
Phytomonas sp. EM1 is the source of this 852-nucleotide messenger RNA. NCBI's taxonomy places the organism in Eukaryota, Euglenozoa, Kinetoplastea, Trypanosomatida, Trypanosomatidae. The record is from the annotation of a GenBank genome assembly.